AUGAGGUCCUUCGCAAGCGCAGCUAGCGCUAUACUCCUGUACAGUUCCGCCGUUUACGGACAGGGAGACCCGUACACCAAUCAGUCUGAAGUUCCAUAUUAUGGUCUUUCGCCGCCAGUAUAUCCUACACCUGAGGGUACCGGUGCGAGCAGUUCUCGUUGGGCUACCGCCUACGCGAAAGCCAGGGCAAUUAUCUCACAGGCAACGCUUGAGGAAAAGGUGAACAUAACUGGCGGUUUCACAGGCCAAUGUGUUGGCAACUCUGGCUCGAUACCAAGGCUAGGAGUACCAUCACUAUGUCUUUCAGACGCACCAGACGGCAUUCGAGGUAAUGAAUUUGUCUCCGCCUUCCCGGCAGGUAUUCACGUUGCUGCAACAUGGGACCGCGACCUCAUGUAUCAGUACGGAAAGGGACUGGGAGAAGAGUACAAGGGCAAAGGCAUCAACAUUGCACUCGGCCCUGUUGCCGGCCCUCUCGGCCGAGUCGCGCGAGGCGGUCGUAACUGGGAAGGUCUCUCUGCCGACCCCUACCUGGCUGGCGCUGGCAUGGGCAACAUUGUUCGAGGUAUUCAAGAUGCUGGUGUCAUGGCCAACCCUAAGCACUUUCUUCUGAACGAGCAGGAAUAUCGACGCAGGCCCGGCGACUUGGGCGAGGCAAUGAGCUCCAACAUUGAUGACAGGUCUCUGCACGAGCUAUACCUGUUCCCAUUCAUGGACAGUCUACGAGAGGGUGCCGUAAGCAUCAUGUGCUCGUACCAGCGAGUGAACAACUCAUACAGUUGCCAGAACUCCAAGCUUCUGAACGGUAUCCUCAAGACAGAGCUUGGCUUCGAAGGAGUUGUCAUUAGUGAUUGGGGUGGUCAGUACUCUGGCGUUGCUGCAGCCAACGCCGGUCUUGACUUGGCCAUGCCCGACUCGGUGCUUUGGGGCCAGAAUCUGACCAAUGCCGUCAACAAUGGCUCCGUCACGGAAGAUCGAGUCAAUGACAUGAGCACUCGAAUCCUGGCUAGUUGGUUCUACAUGGGUCAAGAUAAUGCGUACCCUUCCCCUGCAGUGUAUGGAAGUCUCGACAAGCAUGAGCCAAUUGACGUCCAAAGUGACCAUGCCACUCUGAUCAAGAAGAUUGGUGCAGCUGGCACCGUCCUUGUCAAGAAUGUCAACAACACUUUACCAUUGCAAAAGCCCAGGUUCCUCUAUGUCACUGGAUACGACGCCAACCACGCGAGCUCGCCUUGGAUCACUGCCGCGCGUUAUGGCGGAGGAUAUGAUGUGAACUUUGGCUGGAACACAUUCCAAGGAACGCUUGUCACCGGUGGCGGAUCUGGCUCUAGCGCUCCUCCUUAUGUUGUGUCCCCCUUUCAGGCCAUCCAGGAGCGACUGACCAAGGACCGAGGAAUCCUUCGAUGGGAUUUUGACUCUGUCAACCCGGUCGCCUACGUCAAUGCCGAUGCCUGUCUGGUCUUUAUCAACGCCUAUGCUUCCGAGAGCUUUGAUCGUUUGACCUUGACAGAUGACUUUAGCGAUCAGCUCGUCACCAAUGUCGCCGCCAACUGCUCCAACACCAUUGUUGUGAUUCAUUCGGCGGGCAUUCGUACUGUCGACGCUUGGAUCGAGAACGAGAACGUCACCGCGGUGCUUUAUGCUGGACUUCCCGGACAGGAGAGCGGCAACAGUCUCGUAAGCGUACUCUGGGGUGACGAGUCCCCCAGCGGUAAACUCCCGUACACUGUGGCCAAGAAGGAGGAAGACUAUGGAAGCUUGUUGAACUCAACUGUCAGUUUCGACGCCUUCCCCCAGUCGAACUUUACCGAAGGACUGUAUAUCGACUACCGCGCCUUUGACAAGGAAGGUAUUGAACCCCGCUUCGAGUUUGGAUAUGGAUUGUCCUAUACAACAUUUGAAUACGGGGCCUUGAAUGUCGGUCUUGUUUCUGGAGCCUAUACUGCUGCUCUUCCCAACGCCAGCAUCCCGAUCGUACAGGGUGGACAUCCAGAGCUCUGGGAUACCGUUGCAACGGUCACCUGCACAAUUACAAACACUGGAAGCAUUGCGGCAUCAGAGGUUGCUCAGCUGUACAUUGGAAUCCCCGGUGAUGAGACCCCUGUUCGUCAGCUGCGUGGGUUCCAGAGAGUUCCAGUUCGCCCCGGCGAGACUUUGACGGUCAAGUUCCCGCUCACGCGCCGAGAUCUGAGUAUCUGGGACGUCGUGGCACAACAAUGGAGGCUUCAAGAAGGAUCCUACGCCAUCUAUGUUGGAGCGAGCAGUAGAGAUCUCAGACUCAAUGGCACAUUGGAGAUCUAA
Pestalotiopsis fici W106-1 is the source of this 2301-nucleotide messenger RNA. RefSeq lists its product as uncharacterized. The record is from RefSeq and is a predicted model, not a curated record. Gene Ontology annotation, biological process: glucan catabolic process. The transcript has 4 exons. Gene Ontology annotation, molecular function: beta-glucosidase activity. The coding region runs from base 1 to 2301 and encodes 766 amino acids. NCBI's taxonomy places the organism in Eukaryota, Fungi, Ascomycota, Sordariomycetes, Amphisphaeriales, Sporocadaceae.